AUGGCGGAAGGCAACGACAAGAGCUCCAACCCCAUGAGGGAACUGCGCAUUGACAAGCUCGUCUUGAACAUUUCAGUCGGUGAAUCUGGUGAUCGAUUGACGAGAGCAGCCAAGGUGCUUGAGCAGCUGAGCGGUCAAACACCUGUAUACAGCAAGGCCCGAUACACCGUCCGAUCCUUUGGUAUCCGAAGGAACGAGAAGAUCGCAGUUCACGUCACAGUCCGAGGCCCAAAGGCUGAGGAAAUUCUCGAGCGAGGUCUCAAGGUCAAAGAGUACGAACUGAGGAACAGAAACUUUUCGGAAACUGGAAACUUUGGUUUCGGUAUUUCUGAGCACAUCGAUCUUGGUAUCAAGUACGACCCAGCCAUUGGUAUUUAUGGAAUGGAUUUCUACUGCUGCAUGACUCGACCAGGCGCCCGAGUCGCACGACGAAGACGCUGCAACACCCCCGUCGGCCGAUCUCACCAGGUUAGCAAGCAGGACACCAUCAAGUGGUUCAAGGGCAGAUUCGAGGGUAUCGUAAGAUAA
Molecule: messenger RNA, 528 nt
Organism: Lithohypha guttulata
Lineage: Eukaryota; Fungi; Ascomycota; Eurotiomycetes; Chaetothyriales; Trichomeriaceae
Gene: RPL11
Product: 60S ribosomal protein L11
Exons: 3
Coding region: 1-528 (175 amino acids)
Biological process (GO): translation
Cellular component (GO): cytosolic large ribosomal subunit; ribosome
Molecular function (GO): RNA binding; structural constituent of ribosome
Source: RefSeq, a predicted model, not a curated record